AUGGAUUUCUAUUUCAACGAACAUUCACUUGACGAAGAAGAUGUUAUGCAAGCUAUGACAGCAGUCAAUGACAAUAUUAUCGACUAUUCUCAUACUGAAAAUUGGAAAUUUGAUUUCAAUGAGAAAGAUGUUGAAAAAAUAAAGAAUGAUCCGUUUUGUUCGAUUCUAGAGCACAUCUAUAAGCAGUUAUCACCAAAAGAUCUUUUAAAUGCAUCACUUGUGUCCAAAAACUGGUACAAUUUAAUCGGAAAGCUUAACACUUUUAAUCGACUUAAAUUAACUUAUUUUACAAGCGACUAUGAUCCAAAAUCUGAUGAAUACUAUAGUGCGAUUAAAAACAGCUCACGAAUUUACGAAAACAUAGAUAUAACUCUUUGGAACCAUGAAAAGGACAUCAAAAUUACAGAGCAGAUCAUUUUCAAAUAUUCAGCAUUUCUAAAGUGCCUUAAAUUGAUUAAAUUCGGAGGCUUCAAUUCAAUGCUUAAUGAACCACUUGACUUGCCAAAUCUAGAGGAACUUGAAGUGCAUGUUGCAAGUGGAAGAUUGAACUGGAAGUUCUUUGAAAACGUGACGACGUUAAAGAAACUAUCAAUCAAUGGAAUCGAGUCUAAAGGCUUUACAAAAGUCUUGAACAAAAAUAAUAAUCUACAGGAACUAACGUUCUAUGAGAAUGCAUUUAUAUCUUAUUUUAUUAAAGAUAUAUCAAUAAACAUCAAGUCACAGUUGAAGUCAUUAAAGAUUCUUGAUCAUAAUAAACAAAUUAAUUUGAGAUUAAGCGGUGAAUUUCAUGCAAAUGUUUGGUCAGAGAAUCAACGAAGCAACUUCUACAGAUUACUUUUAACUCAAAAUUCACUGAGAGCAUUACAUCUGGAUGUGUGCUAUGCUGAGGAUCUUGAUAUAAUUUUUACAAGACCAUCACUUAAACUUCUAGAGAUUAACAAAGUAAUUGGCAAUUUCCCAACACAACUUCCUUUAUCAAACAUUCAAAGCUUCAUGACAAGAACUGAGGAAAUGGAUUAUGCAACAAUUGAAAAAAUUCUGAUGUUACUUCCAAAAUUACAAUCGGUGUAUAUUUAUCAACUGUCAAUUGAAGUAUUUUUUAGACUUCUUGGACAUCAGUUUUUACAAAAUUUCCAUUACUUUUGGGCAUCAGAAGAAGAUUAUGGACGUCUAAUCUGUUUAAAGACUUACUAUUCUGGAUCCAUUUAUGUCACGCGAUCAACAAAGGAUGAGUUUAUUAACUUAUUUUGUUAA
Messenger RNA from Chironomus riparius, 1254 nucleotides. The record is from the annotation of a GenBank genome assembly. Lineage: Eukaryota; Metazoa; Arthropoda; Insecta; Diptera; Chironomidae.